GUCCCCCUUCAUGCUUGUCCUGUGUGAUGUUCUUAAAUGCUUUCUGUGUAGCCCACAAAGAGACACGUCAGUAACUGAAGCCGAGUUCCUUGUGUGAACUUCGUGGCGUGCCAGCUCUUUGCCCUGCUGGCGGCCGUUUGGUUUCGGACUUACCUCCGUUCAAGCAAAACCAGCUCCUUCGUGAGACAUGUCGUCGCGACUCUUUUGGGCCUUUAUCUUGCACUGUUUUGCUUUGGAUGGUGUCCGGUGAGGCAGGAAGUCAGGGAGCGUGCUGUCCCGGGCAGAGCUGCUCGGAGGCGCCUCAGUGGUUCCUUCUGCGUCUCCCUCCCUUGGGCAGCGUCUCCCUUUCUCGCUGCUCUGCUGGUCCAGCCGUGUGUUUAGUCUCGAAGGUACGCCUUACACUUUCUCGUGCAGACGGGCAUUUCCUACGGUAUCAUGGUCAUAAUGGGGGCGGAGAACAUGCACAGAUAUUGUUUUGUGUUUGCUUUGGGAUACCUCAUAGUGUGCCAAAUUACUAGAGUGUAUAUCUUUGAUUAUGGACAAUAUUCUGCUGAUUUUUCAGGCCCAAUGAUGAUAAUUACCCAGAAGAUCACUAGUUUGGCUUAUGAAAUUCAUGACGGGAUGUUUCGAAAGGAUGAAGAACUGACUCCAUCACAGAGAGAUUUAGCUGUAAGGCGAAUGCCAAGCCUCCUGGAGUAUUUGAGCUACAACUGCAACUUCAUGGGAAUCCUGGCCGGUCCCCUCUGCUCCUACAAGGACUACAUCACUUUCAUCGAAGGCCGAUCAUACCAUGUGACACAGGCAGGAGCAGAUGGCAAAGAGGAGCCACACUGUGAAAGGCCGGAGCCGUCCCCCAAUGCGGCGGUCUCGCAGAAGCUGCUGGUCUGUGGACUUUCCUUACUGGUCCACUUGACCGUCUCAAACAUGUUGCCCGUGGAGCACAACAUCGAUGCGCGUUUUCGAGCCACAGCUUCGUGGCCCACGAAGGUUAUCUACCUGUAUGUCUCUCUCUUGGCUGCCAGACCCAAAUACUAUUUUGCAUGGACGUUAGCCGAUGCUAUUAAUAAUGCUGCAGGCUUUGGUUUCCGAGGCUAUGACAGAAAUGGAGAAGCUCGUUGGGACUUGGUUUCCAAUUUGAGGAUUCAGCAAAUAGAGAUGUCAACGAGUUUCAAGAUGUUUCUUGAUAAUUGGAAUAUUCAGACGGCUCUUUGGCUCAAGAGGGUGUGUUAUGAACGAGCCACCUUGAGUCCAACCAUCCAGACAUUCGUCCUGUCUGCCAUCUGGCACGGGGUGUACCCGGGAUACUAUCUGACGUUUCUGACCGGAGUGCUGAUGACGUUAGCAGCACGGACUAUGAGAAGUAACGUGAGGCAUUAUUUCAUCGCAUCUCCCCAACUGAAAUGGGUGUAUGAUGUCAUCACCUGGAUGGUCACGCAGAUAGCAGUGAGUUACACAGUCGUGCCGUUUGUGCUGCUCUCCAUCAAACCAUCGUUCACGUUCUACAGCUCCUGGUAUUACUGCCUUCACAUUAUUGGUAUCUUAGUAUUAUUGUUGUUACCCAUGAAAAAAACUCAAAGAGGAAAGAAUACACAUGAAAAUAUGCAGCUGUCACGAUCCAAAAAGUUUGAUGACACAGGAAAUUCUUUGGAACAGAACAGCUUUUCCACGACAAACAACGUUUGCAGUCAAGAAACAGCCUCUCGACACUCACUAUUGAAACAGUGAUGGGAGGUGCGCUGUGGCUUCCUUGUGUGUCAGCAGCAGCCGUCUUAGCACUUUCUCCGGGGUCUGGGUGUGUGUGGAGAGAAUCGGUGGGGAAGCAGUUGCUGAUAGGGAAUUUCCUGGGCACUUGAUUGGAAAUGGAGCGAAGUAACCCCUCCCAUGUCAUGUCCCGUGGCCACGCCUUAUAGAAAAUAUUUCCAUGAUUUCAAUGGGCACUUGGGACCUCAGUAUAUGUCCGUUGGGUCAUAUGUGUGCCCUGUUGCUGAAUGUACGUCGUGUGUCCCCGGGCACUGAAGAGGUGGGAAAAGAUUGUGUCAAUCUGGGUGAUUGAGAGAAAUUAACUUUUCCAAAUGAAUGUCUUGCCUUAAACCCUCUAUCUCCUAAAAUAUUGUCCCUCCAUGGUAUUUUCAAGUGUAACAUUGUGAGAAAUUUAUUUCAAUAUUUGAUGUUGUG
Messenger RNA from Molossus molossus (Pallas's mastiff bat), 2175 nucleotides. RefSeq names its product membrane bound O-acyltransferase domain containing 2 (gene MBOAT2). Gene Ontology annotation, molecular function: acyltransferase activity. The transcript has 14 exons. Lineage: Eukaryota; Metazoa; Chordata; Mammalia; Chiroptera; Molossidae. The record is from RefSeq and is a predicted model, not a curated record. Gene Ontology annotation, cellular component: membrane. Bases 436 to 1725 code for a protein of 429 amino acids. Gene Ontology annotation, biological process: lipid modification.